UGUAGACUUCCGUCUGCGUAUUUGUUGAGAGGAAGAAAAGCGAGGGCGAGGAAGAGCGAAGCGCCAAGGAAGGCCAUGGCUCGCGGGCAGCAGAAAAUCCAGUCCCAGCAGAAGAAUGCCAAGAAGGCAGCAGAGAAGAAGAAGCAGCAGGGCGCCGAUCAGAAGACUGCAGCCAAGGCUGCGCUCGUCUACACCUGCCCUGUGUGCCGGACUCAGAUGCCAGAUCCCAAGACAUUCAAGCAGCACUUUGAGAGUAAGCACCCCAAGUCCCCUUUGCCCACUGAGCUGGUGGAUGUUCAGGCAUGAGCACAGUGACUUGGAUUUUGCGGCACAUGGAUUGAAGACCUGAAUUUUGACAGACGAGACUGACGUGGACCUGGGGGGUGGGGGGAUUGUUUACUUGGCACCGUCUGGGACAUGAGCCUAUUGGGAAGAUGGUGUUGGGAUAUUGACUUUUCCCAUCUUUAUUUUGUACUCAUUUUAAUUACCUGGCCAGCCACUGUUCUCUUCUGCACCCCUUGGAUAGGUCCCACCUCUUACCUCCCCCACACACAACAUAAAAUCUUACCUGACACUUUUAUUUCCCUAAUCUGCUUCAGUGUAAUUCCACGGCAGACAGACAGGUGGCACAGUCACCGUCUAAAGAACCUCAAUAGGCAAAAUGGUUGAAUUAUUACUAUUUUUUAAUCAAAUGGCCUGACCUUGGGACUGUCCCCCCCUCAUGUAUGUGGUUUGCUGAAUGCUACACUUUUUAGAUUGGUGCUUUAUAUGACCUCCUCUGAGUGUUAAUCUCUAAUAGUUCAGGUCAGAUCCACUUGGCGGUGUUGGUAUAGCAGUUCAGGUGCAGAUUGCUCAGAAUCUUGUUGGUUUAAGGGCCACGUGGGGAAUUUCUGUUGUGCCCUAGACAAUGCACUUAACAUUAAACACAUGGUCAAAUAAACAGGAACAUGGCAAGUUUGGAUAAUGCUGUUUUGCUUGGCAAAUAAACAGUGAAUCAGUAGCAUAAUGAAAAGCCUGUUUGCUUGUUGCGUUUAAUUCGGUACUGCUGUUGCCUACAAGCCGCAGCUGAAUUGUACACAUACCUCCUGUUUAUGAAUCUCUCAGCUCUCUGCCAGUAUGAGUAAGGUGCUGUUUGCUUUAAAAUGUCCUUGUGUUAACGCUUCAGUACUAAUGGGGAAAUACUGGGUCUUUAUCAGGAAAUAAUCAUCUUUUGUCGCCUAAUCAGCCAUGUUUAACUCACCCCAGUCUCUAAAUUGUUGAUUAGUGCUGGCAAUCUUUUGAUUUUGGUUGGAAGUCGGUCGUUGCACAUUUCUCUGGAAACAAAGAAUUUACAAACGUCGCAGUGUUUUUUUGAUGACGUUUUCUACCAUUUAGUUUUGCUUUUUUUUUUUUUCGAUUGUAAGCGUUUUUAUUAAAUGUUUGUUCACCAUGA
Molecule: messenger RNA, 1432 nt
Organism: Brienomyrus brachyistius
Lineage: Eukaryota; Metazoa; Chordata; Actinopteri; Osteoglossiformes; Mormyridae
Product: Zinc finger protein 706-like
Exons: 4
Coding region: 76-306 (76 amino acids)
Source: RefSeq, a predicted model, not a curated record